Molecule: messenger RNA, 630 nt
Organism: Melanaphis sacchari
Lineage: Eukaryota; Metazoa; Arthropoda; Insecta; Hemiptera; Aphididae
Exons: 3
Coding region: 61-630 (189 amino acids)
Source: RefSeq, a predicted model, not a curated record
UAUUAUUGGAUUUAUUGUUGUCUUCUUAACAUUUAAAAUAGUUAUUUUUAAUCAAUUACAAUGGUUAGCAAUGAAAAACCCAGUCAAUUGGAUAAGUUGCAUAUCUGCUACAUAUGCGUACAAGAUCAAUAUUACAAGUUUCAACGUUUCCAUCACAAGUUUUCUUGGAUAUUUGUAUCAUUCAUUAUUGAUCUACAAGAAUUUUGUACUAUGGCUUCAAAAAAUAUAUUGCAAGAUAAUGAAAUUGAAGAUCUACUUUUUUUAACACCUCCUGAAGGAUCUGAGGAUGAAUUAGAGGAUUUCAAUAUAGAUGAACUGGUUUGUGAAAAUUAUGAUACUGAUAUGUAUGAUCAUAAUGAUGAUAAUGUUGAUAUUAUUGACCUUCCUGAUUUAGAUCAAAAUAUUUUUAUUCCAAAUAAUGCUAUUGAAUUAGCAGAUCCGAUACUUAUUGUUGUACCCAAUUCUGAAUCUUUAAAUUUAAGGCAGCCUUUGGUAAAUAGUAAUAAAACUAGUGAAGUGUCAGUCGUGCACACUCCAACUGUUGAUAAAAUAAAUACUACUAAACGAACCAAAUUUCGUGAAAUUAAAUCUGUUGUUUGGAAAAAAGCGACCAUUUCAGAUUUCUCCUGA